AUGGCUCCAACGUUACAACAGUGCCCCGUCUGCUUUAACCACUAUAGAAGCACUCCAGACGGGAAGUUAUGUCGGCACGGAGGUAAAGUGAAAGGACAGGAAGGCUCGGGGUUCCGGAAAAAAGUUGAUCCAUCGGGCGCGAGGGCUGCUUCGCCUCUCGGUGUCGCACCCGACCCCAAGCCUGGGUUGCCCACACGGUCGUCGGCCGCAUCGGUCUCCGGUGAUCCUCUCGGCCUGGAUUACUCUGGUGUUUUUGACAAGCUGACGGCCGUGCUGAAAUGUGUACCGGUGUACGACCAUAUCCCUAAGCCAUGCAGGAAGAAGUUCGCACAUGAUCUGAACGCCUUGCUGACGGCUGUUUGUAAUGACCCUGGUGACCCGGCUCACUGGGUUAGACUUCACUGUUUUGUCCCACACGUCUUACAGAAGACUUCCAGAGGGGGGUCGCCGGGUCAACCAGGGCAAUCUGGGAAACCUGUCCUCGGCUGUCAGACUUGUCUGGCGGAGAGCUCGCCGGCCACCUUCGAUAAAUUAUGUUCCAUCCACCCAAAAAUUCCGGUGGACAGGCGGGUCUUUUCCGCAUUGACACCAACGGCUAGUUGCGUUUCUCCCGCCGAGGUGCUGAGGGCCGUUAAAUCGUUCAAAAACGGUUCUUCUGGAGGCCUGGAUGGCCUACGACCCCAGCACCUUAAGGAUCUCUCUGAGCUUAAAUUCGCCUUGGGUCGUGUUUCCUGUCUUUCGGCCCAUGAUGCCUUGACUAUUAUCCGCAAUGCCCUCAGUUUGCCCAAAUUGAUGUACUUCCUGCGUACAUCUAAACACAUUGACCCUUCUAAAUUUGGCGAAUUUGACGGAGCCCUGCGCACCGCCCUGUCGUCGAUUUGCAAUGUUCAAGAACCAUCCGGCAUUUCUGCGCAUGAUGGUAGGCGCCCGGACGGAUGCACGCUAAUACCUUGGAGAGCCGGCAGAUGUUUGGCGUGGGAUGUUACGGUCCCUGGCACCCUCGCCGAACGAUACGUAAACCUGACAAGUAAAGAAUGCGGUUUGGCCGCGGCCAGGGCAACGGACGAGAAAAUGAAAAAAUAUGGGAACGCCCUCCCCUCGAUGGAAUUCUUGCCAAUAUGCAUCGAGGUUCUUGGCCCGAUGGACCCCAACACCCUUAAAUUUCUUAAGGAAAUAUGCAAAAUGAUCAGCGUCAGAUCAGGCGACAGCAGGGAACUGUUUUUCGCAACUAACCACAUUUCGUGCUUGUUGCAGCGGUUCCUGCGUGUCUGUGUGCUUGAAAAUAUCCAACUGAAUGCCGACAUGUGCAAUUAA
Molecule: messenger RNA, 1314 nt
Organism: Helobdella robusta
Lineage: Eukaryota; Metazoa; Annelida; Clitellata; Rhynchobdellida; Glossiphoniidae
Exons: 4
Coding region: 1-1314 (437 amino acids)
Source: RefSeq, a predicted model, not a curated record